AGGAACGUCCGGGGCCAGUGGGAGCGCAGGGGACGCCCGGGCAGGGAGCGACCGGUAAGGGACGGGCAACCGCCCUCCGGCGCCGCGGCCACGAGGACCCAGAAACCGCCCUGAAGCGAGAGGGAGGAGUGGACCUAGAUCCAAAGCAAGGUGCGCGGAAAUCCUUCGCGAUUCCCGGAUCUGAAGGCGUCGGAAGAUGAAGUCGUCCUCGGAUCCCGGGGCCCGGCGUCGCCGCUGACCCAGUCUUGGCGUUGGAGGCGGAGUGGGCAGACCCCGGGCCUGGCUCCGCGUAGCUUUGGAGAAAAGUCUGGCCACUGUGCAAACCUAGACAAGCUUCUUCUCCAUCCCACCUUCCAAAGAGGCCAUAAGAGUUCUUCAUGAGAAAAUGUCCCAAGUGAAGGCUGGAAUGCACCAGCCUUCAGGGAAGAAGGGGCCUGCUGAAAAGAGAGCUGGUGAACAAACAGCCCGGCCUGAGGAAGCAGGAUGCUCCUCUAUGUCCCACAGCGGGAAAUUUCAUACCUUGGCCCAGAAUCAGAUGCAAGAAUUGAGCCACCUGCAGCAGAAGGUGAGGAUUGGGAGAGUGGUCUCUUCCCUUCUCCUCCAGCAUGUCAAGAACACAGUCAAAACCUUUGAGGAGCUGCUCAGCAGCAAGAGCAUCGACCGCAGCACGGAGCUGUACUUCCAGGAGCAGCUGAGCAAGGGGAGACGGAUGGCAGAGAGCAUCGCCGAGAAAUUCAGCACGGAUGACUGCACAAAUACCAAGACUCAAACAAGACAGGCAUCUCUGACCCUCAGUAUCUUAAGGGAGAUCCAAAGGAAGCACGAAGUGCUGGAAGUCCUGGAGACCCAGCAGGAUGCCAGGUCCCAGAAUCAGCCCCAGAUCCACACCAGUAGUCCCACUCCACCACCUGAUGAGCAAAGAGCGCGUUCCUCAGUGACUGGAGCCAAUGUCAGCCUGGCGAUUCCUGCUGAUUCAGCUGUGUUGCUUAGCAACAAUUCAGGAGGCAGAUCUGCCCAGCCCUCCUAUCUUCAGAGUAGCACCACGCAGCCGAGUGGCACACCAGGACCUGGGCAUCAUGGCUGCAGCAGUCCAGGCGAAGAGAUGAGGCCUCAGAAAAUGAAUGCAUCCGGGGACUUAUCCUCCUUUUCCUCUUUGUAUCGGCCCAACUCCAAACCCUCUGGGUCCGACCUGCUGGAAAAGAAUCUUAUUGAGAUCCACACCCUGCGCCAGCGCCUGGAGGAAUCUGUCUGCAUCAAUGACCGGCUGAGGGAGAGGCUGGGACACGUGCUGAGCAGCACUGAGCAAGGGAAGAGUACUGCACAGCCAGCCCUGACCGUCUCACGUGCGCCCCCUCGUUCCUGUACACAGAGUCACUCCUCUGGCUCUGGUCAAGACAGCCUGUGACAUGAUGCCUGAAGGGUCUAGAAGAAUCUUCUCCAGAACUUUUCCAGCCACAUCUAACAGCAUUCUUGAGUGUAGAGUUGGAGGCAUCAGAUAUUACCUUUAAAUGAAUGGGUCAAAUUAAUAAAUUAUUAUUGUUUUCAUCUCUUUACUGAUUGCUAAUAAAGAAUAAAAUUUGUGUU
This is a messenger RNA of Oryctolagus cuniculus (rabbit), 1584 nucleotides long. The record is from RefSeq and is a predicted model, not a curated record. NCBI's taxonomy places the organism in Eukaryota, Metazoa, Chordata, Mammalia, Lagomorpha, Leporidae.